Messenger RNA from Rhinocladiella mackenziei CBS 650.93, 2706 nucleotides. RefSeq lists its product as uncharacterized. The coding region runs from base 1 to 2706 and encodes 901 amino acids. Lineage: Eukaryota; Fungi; Ascomycota; Eurotiomycetes; Chaetothyriales; Herpotrichiellaceae. The record is from RefSeq and is a predicted model, not a curated record. The transcript has a single exon.
AUGGCCGAGUCAACAUCCUCUGCUUUACUCCCCGCCUUUGGCGUACGCGAUUUGAAUGGAUCGAAGGCUCCGCCAGGCAUCGUUCAGAUCACUGGCGGCCAAUACGACACCACGAUCCGGUCCCAGCCUGAUGCUGUCCUUUCCUACAUUGAUGACGAUGACGGUGAUGUUAUCACUGUUGGAAGCUCUUUUGAGCUGGAGCAACGACUCGAUGAACCUGCGCGACAUUCCGUCCUUCCCGUCUCACCUGCAUUCCCGACAGGCAGAGAAUCUAAGGAAAAUAAGAUGAUGAUGCAUAUCUUCGACAUCAAACAUACUAGCGGCAGUCUGGCUGUAUGGAGAGAACAUGAGGCGUACACAACCAAGAGUCUGGGGAGGCAGGACAGUCCGCGUUCCAGUAGGGACGCUGCCGUUCAGCAUGGUUCAGCCUUGCACACGAAACCCAGUCUGACACAAAACGCCACAAUUCCAUCUCAGCCUAACGCGGCCACUAACCGGAGACCUCAGACGGCUUCGGACAAGGCUUCGACGGGGGUUUCAUCCGAAUCCAAAUCAGAAAUACCAACGUAUGAGAGAGAUAUUUCGACUCAAUUGGACAAGGCUCUAACCGGCGUUUUCAAUGGCCUCGAGCCCCACCUCGUACCAAUUGCAGAUUUCUUGGAGACUACGGCGGAGGGUCUCAGGAAAGUUGCCGAAAAGACAGCGGAGCAAGAUAAUACACCUGCUGAGGUUGUCUUGAGCGGGUUCAAAAAUAUUUUGGCGGAGGUGGGUGAAAUGGGUCUAGAGUUUCUCGCGGCUCUUGAUGAGGAAUAUCAACAAGACAAGGCCCAAAAAAUAAGCACGGCCAGCAAGCCUGCUCCUCAACCGGUGACACAACAGGGCCCCGUCGAAACGGCAACAAAAAGAGUCAGCUUCGUGGAGAUACCACCUCCUCCCGUCGAGAAGAAACCAGAACCACUAAAAGACCUCGAUCAUAACGAUCGCAAGGUCUUUGGGACCAAUACAUCCCUGUACGCCCAUCGUUCCCAGCAGCCAAUACUUGCAGAUCCUCCAUUUCGUACGAAGCCACAGCCGCCCGUCUUCCCAAGAGAUAUCCAACGGGCAUCCCAGCUUGAUCCUUCGAAGAGCUCCAUUCUUGAUCAAGAGCCAUCUGAUCCUGAUUUUUCCACCCGUUACCCUCCAUUGCUGUCUCUGAGGAAAGCCAAAAGCGUCAGUGGAUUGCAUGACAAAUCGCAGAACCCUGAUGUCUCGCAGCGUCCUAGCAUGAAUACUUCUUCUGCUUUGUCUCGCUAUCCGAGCAUCGCACAGCUCAAUGAACAAAUUCGGUUUCCGUCAAAAAGCAAACCUACGCCAAAGCCUACUACCGUUGGCAAUGGUUCCAUGAAUGCAGGGAUCCCCGUUGGCACAAGCAAGCCAGUGACCACCAACUCAUACAAAAAGCCGGGCGUCGAAGAUGAUGUUAAUACAGAAACAUCACCAAAGGAGGGUAUGAAGCCUGAGGCUGGCCCCGGCGAAGACUCCCCCGUGUUCCCAACGUGGUUACCUGGCGCCUGGCCAGAGCAAAGGACGAAAGAUUCGACCACCGUAUUGCCUACUACAGAAGCCUCCGGCAUCCAAACUUUGACGAAAGCUCCUCGAAAUUCCGUUGCGCCACCUCGUGAACAUCUUGCCGAUGGUCUCUCACACCGUAUCAGCAGCCCCUUCAGCGAUACAUACUCUCGGGAAACGCCACCACCACAUUUCCCGAAGAGACAUCAAACGGUCACCGGAAUAAAUCCGGCCGCGAGACUCAAUGGUCCAUUCAACCCUCUGGAUUCUCUCAGCCGCUUGUCCAGCCUCCAGCCUCGACAUCAAAAGUCGCAACCAAAUCUAUCUCGAGUCAACACAAACUCGGAAACCUUGACGAAGGAACCUCCAGUAGUUUUCCCCCAGCGUAGCCGCACCGUCAACUACACUGACCGCUACAGACCGGUAGCUUUCAAUUACCCAAGACCCAAUUCGUUCGAUAGUCAUCUGAAAGACGGAUUAGGCAGGCCAACGGCAUCUCUCAGGUCCUCCGCUGAAUCCACCCCAACGACGUCCUCUCAUUCAGAAAAUACUAUAGUCCCUAAAAUUACGACACGGCCUCAAGAUAUUCACCACCCACGGUCUCAACGUAUGUUUCCUCAACCACCAGCAGCCGGCCAAAGACCUCAGUCUUCAGUAUUCUCCCCUCCACCGCCUGCAUCAUUACAAUCUCGCCAUCCACGCCCCAUGAAGAGCGAACCAUACCUUCCAAGAAUGACAUCGACCAACACCACGUCCUCAUCUACGUCCUUAUAUCCCCCGGCACCUGCACCGAUUGUCGCCGAACCCCCUGCCAAUAUGUCGCCUACCUUCACUCUAAGCCCCAUCACGAGUCCUCGAGGCCGCUCUGGUAUCCCUCCACCUCCACCCACGGCCAGCUCCAGGGUUGAUGAUUGCGUUAAAAUUCUCAAGGGCAUGGGUUACGGCACCAGUGACGCGAACGAAAUGUCAAGAUUAAACGUCUACGCAGGCGCCACGGCAGGAAAUGUCGAGGAUGCCAUCGAAAUGAUCGAGGAAGAUCGUGAGGCCGCGAGAGAACUGGCAAAGCAUAAAGAUGUUGGGGAGAGAGCAAGAAUCGGGCCCCCUGGGGAUUCAGUCUGCUUGAGCGUCGACCACCUAGGGCAAGUUGACAUGGAAUGA